CCGGUGGUGCACAGGCUGUGCCGGAAGUAGCGCGCGUCGACUUCCGGGCGGGACGCGGGGAGGAUGGAGACGAUCCUGGAGCAGCAGCGGCGGUAUCAUGAGGAGCGGGAGCGGUUGAUGGACGUCAUGGUGAAGGAGAUGCUCACCAAGAAGUCCACGCUCCGCGAUCAGAUCAACUCCGACCACCGGACGCGGGCCAUGCAGGACAGGUACAUGGAAGUGAGCGGCAACCUGAGGGACCUGUACGACGACAAGGAUGGCUUACGGAAGGAGGAGCUCAGUGCCAUUUCGGGGCCAAAUGAAUUUGCAGAAUUCUACAACAGACUGAAACAAAUUAAGGAAUUUCACCGCAAGCAUCCAAAUGAGAUUUGUGUUCCGAUGUCAGUGGAGUUUGAGGAACUGUUAAAGGCCAGAGACAACCCAAGUGAAGAAGCUCAAAACCUAGUGGAGUUCACAGAUGAAGAAGGGUACGGACGAUACCUAGAUCUGCAUGAUUGCUAUCUCAAAUACAUUAAUCUGAAAUCAUCAGAGAAACUGGAUUAUAUCACCUAUCUGUCAACAUUUGACCAACUCUUUGACAUUCCCAAAGAGAGAAAAAAUGCUGAAUAUAAGAGGUAUCUUGAAAUGCUUCUUGAGUACCUCCAGGAGUACACAGAUCGAGUGAAACCGUUACUGGACCAGAAUGAGCUCUUUGGGAAAAUUCAGACUGAGUUUGAGAAAAAGUGGGAAAAUGGAACAUUCCCUGGCUGGCCGAAAGAGACCAGCAGUGCUCUCACUCACGCUGGAGCCCACCUGGAUCUCUCAGCAUUUUCCUCUUGGGAAGAAUUGGCCUCUCUAGGACUGGACAGACUAAAAUCAGCUUUAUUGGCGCUGGGACUGAAAUGUGGCGGGACUCUGGAAGAGCGUGCUCAGAGACUUUUUAGCACUAAAGGCAAGUCCCUAGAAGCACUCGAUCCUUCCUUGUUUGCUAAGAAUCCAAAGACAAAGGGAAUCAAAAGAGACACUGAAAGAAAUAAAGAUCUUGCAUUCCUGGAAGCUCAGAUAUAUGAAUACGUAGAAGUUCUUGGGGAACAGAGACACCUUACUCAUGAGAACGUGCAGCGUAAGCAAGCACGGACAGGGGAAGAGAGGGAGGAGGAGGAGGAAGAGCAGAUCAGUGAGAGUGAGAGUGAAGACGAAGAAAAUGAAAUCAUUUAUAAUCCUAAAAAUCUGCCUCUUGGUUGGGAUGGCAAGCCAAUCCCGUACUGGUUAUAUAAAUUGCAUGGUUUAAACAUCAACUACAACUGUGAGAUCUGUGGUAACUACACCUACCGAGGGCCCAAAGCUUUUCAACGUCAUUUUGCAGAGUGGCGUCAUGCCCAUGGAAUGAGAUGCCUGGGCAUUCCCAACACUGCUCAUUUUGCCAAUGUCACACAGAUUGAGGAUGCAGUCUCACUGUGGGCAAAGCUGAAACUACAGAAAGCUUCAGAGAGGUGGCAGCCUGAUACAGAGGAGGAGUAUGAGGACUCCAGUGGGAAUGUGGUGAACAAAAAGACCUACGAAGACUUGAAACGUCAGGGGCUGCUGUAACUUUGCCCAGGUGAAGGAUUUCACAUCAGAAAAAAAAAAAAAUGGGGAAGUUGUCACCAGCUCCGAUUCUUCUUCAGUUUAUUGAUUUUUCUAUUUGCAUGAACAUAGGAUAC
Numida meleagris (helmeted guineafowl) is the source of this 1682-nucleotide messenger RNA. It is a transcript of the gene SF3A3, whose product is annotated as splicing factor 3a subunit 3. Gene Ontology annotation, cellular component: spliceosomal complex; nucleus. The transcript is spliced from 17 exons. The record is from RefSeq and is a predicted model, not a curated record. Bases 64 to 1569 code for a protein of 501 amino acids. Lineage: Eukaryota; Metazoa; Chordata; Aves; Galliformes; Numididae. Gene Ontology annotation, biological process: mRNA splicing, via spliceosome. Gene Ontology annotation, molecular function: RNA binding; zinc ion binding.